ACUAAUUAAUCUUCUUUUUUCUUUUUUUAAAAAACAAGGGUCCUCCCCUUCCUUGGCCCCAACUCCCCAUUUUCAUGCCUCUCUCUCAUUUCCUUCUUCUUCUUCUUCUUCUUCCCUCUCUCUCUCUCUCUUGUUUCUUUCUUCUUCCAUUGCUUUUAAGCCAACACAGAUGGGCUCAUGUGCUUCCCUUUGCAGUAAAUCGGAAUGCUCCGCCGUGAAGCCACCGCCGGCGCCGUCGGAGUCUGUGAAGGACAAGUUUGAGAUUCCGCCUUCACCGAUCAAACACUACAAGCUCCAAGACAACGCCGAUUCUGUCUUCAAGGACAUCUCUGUAGUACCCCAUCACCACAAGACGCCUUCUGGCAGCAAAGAAGAAGCCUUCUUUGAUUCUCGAGCGUGGUUGGAUUCCGAUUGUGAAGAUUUCUUCAGUGUCAAAGGAGAUUUCACCCCAUCCAGAGACAAUACUCCAAUUCACCACCGCUUUACGGCGGGAACUCCCCGAGCUAGCCAAGCCGGUGCCGACGACAAACCAUCUACAUUCAACUCGUCGCCAUUACCGACGAAGAGGAGGAAGAAGCUGGCUGAUCUAUUCCGAGAGAGCCUCGGAGAUGAGGCGAGUUUUGCUUUCUUAAAUCACAACGACAAUCGGAAAACCGAUGAGCCUUGCCUUCCGGGAACUGGUUCGGUCGGCAACGGCGUUGCUGACAAAAAUAUGAUCGGAUAUGAGUCGAAGUUCUGUUGCCUUGCGCGGUUGGUUUCGCGUAACGGUUCGCGCGAGAGGGAGGAGGAUUUGAAGGUUGUUAAUGGCGUAUCUUGAGCCCUAAAUGGAUGGAGAACUCACGAAGAAGAGCAAGAACAGGGGAUCGCGGCAGAGGAGAAGUGGGACCUUGAACUUUAAGGUUGGAUCUUUAUAAAUUGAAAUAAAAUCAGAUCCUCUGUGCAUGGAUAAUCAUUCGAAGUGCGGAAUAUAAAAUGUGAAUAUUUAUUAUUACAAUUAAGAGUGAAACUGCAAUAUUUUGUUGACGGUGUUCAUUUGCAAGAAAGAAGAAGAUGUUUUAAUC
This is a messenger RNA of Cucurbita moschata (crookneck pumpkin), 1061 nucleotides long. RefSeq lists its product as uncharacterized. NCBI's taxonomy places the organism in Eukaryota, Viridiplantae, Streptophyta, Magnoliopsida, Cucurbitales, Cucurbitaceae. The coding region runs from base 170 to 817 and encodes 215 amino acids. The record is from RefSeq and is a predicted model, not a curated record. The transcript has 3 exons.